GAUUCUGUCAGGCGCUGGCGGCGGCAGUAGCGGUGACGGCUGCGGCCCCGCUCCCUCUCCCCGGCCCGACCCGGCUCUGCCCACGCGCCCAAGCCCCACCAAGCCCCCCGCCCUCCCGCCGCGGUCCCAGCCCGGGGCGCGGCCGCAACCAACACCAUGCUCCCGGCAGCCCUGCUGCUCCUGCCCUCGCUGCUGGCACUCCUAGCUCACGGACGCUCUUCAGAGGCCCCAACCAUGGGGAAAGGACAAGCCCCAGGCAUCGAGGAGACAGAUGGCGAGCUGACAGCAGCCCCCACACCUGAGCAGCCAGAACGAGGCGUCCACUUUGUCACAACAGCCCCCACCUUGAAGCUGCUCAACCACCACCCGCUGCUUGAGGAAUUCCUACAAGAGGGGCUGGAGAAGGGAGAUGAGGAGCUGAGACCAGCACUGCCCUUCCAGCCUGACCCACCUACGCCCUUCACCCCGAGUCCCCUUCCCCGCCUAGCCAACCAGGACAGCCGCCCUGUCUUUACCAGCCCCACUCCAGCCACGGCUGCGGUACCCACCCAGCCGCAGUCCAAAGAGGGACCCUGGAGUCUGGAGUCAGAGCCCCCUGUGCUUCGAAUCACAGCUCCCCUACCUCCAGGGCCCAGCAUGGCAGUGCCCACCCUAGGCCCCGGGGAGAGACCCAGCACUACAGCCCCCAGCAGAGCCUGGACACCAACCCAAGAGGGUCCUGGAGACAUGGGAAGGCCAUGGGUUCCAGAGGUUGUGUCCCAGGGCGCAGGGAUUGGGAUCCAGGGGACCAUCGCCUCCUCCACAGCUUCAGGAGAUGAUGAGGAGACCACCACCACCACCACCAUCAUCACCACCACCAUCACCACAGUCCAGACACCAGGCCCCUGUAGCUGGAAUUUCUCAGGCCCAGAGGGCUCUCUGGACUCCCCUACAGACCUCAGCUCACCCCCUGAUGUUGGCCUGGACUGCUUCUUCUACAUCUCUGUCUACCCUGGCUAUGGUGUGGAAAUCAAGGUCCAGAAUAUCAGCCUCCGGGAAGGGGAGACAGUGACUGUGGAGGGUCUGGGGGGGCCUGACCCACUGCCCCUGGCCAACCAGUCUUUCUUGCUGCGGGGUCAAGUCAUCCGCAGCCCCACCCACCAAGCGGCCCUGAGGUUCCAGAGCCUCCCGCCACCGGCUGGCCCUGGCACCUUCCAUUUCCAUUACCAAGCCUAUCUCCUGAGCUGCCACUUUCCCCAUCGCCCAGCUUAUGGAGAUGUGACUGUCACCAGCCUCCACCCAGGGGGUAGUGCCCGCUUCCAUUGUGCCACUGGCUAUCAGCUGAAGGGCGCCAGGCGUCUCACCUGUCUCAAUGCCACCCAGCCCUUCUGGGAUUCAAAGGAGCCCGUCUGCAUCGCUGCCUGCGGCGGAGUGAUCCGCAACGCUACCACCGGCCGCAUAGUCUCUCCAGGCUUCCCGGGCAACUACAGCAACAACCUCACCUGUCACUGGCUGCUUGAGGCUCCUGAGGGCCAGCGUCUACACCUGCACUUUGAGAAGGUUUCCCUGGCAGAGGAUGAUGACAGGCUCAUCAUUCGCAAUGGGGACAACGUGGAGGCCCCACCGGUGUAUGAUUCCUAUGAGGUGGAAUACCUGCCCAUUGAGGGCCUGCUCAGCUCUGGCAAACACUUCUUUGUCGAGCUCAGUACUGACAGCAGCGGGGCAGCUGCAGGCAUGGCCCUGCGCUAUGAGGCCUUCCAACAGGGCCAUUGCUAUGAGCCCUUUGUCAAAUACGGCAACUUCAGCAGUAGCGCACCCACCUACCCUGUGGGUACGACUGUGGAGUUCAGCUGCGACCCUGGCUACACCCUGGAGCAGGGCUCCAUCAUCAUCGAGUGUGUUGACCCCCACGACCCCCAGUGGAAUGAGACAGAGCCAGCCUGCCGAGCCGUGUGCAGCGGGGAGAUCACAGACUCAGCUGGUGUGGUGCUCUCUCCCAACUGGCCAGAGCCCUACGGUCGUGGGCAGGAUUGCAUCUGGGGUGUGCACGUGGAAGAGGACAAGCGCAUCAUGCUAGACGUCCGAGUGCUGCGCAUAGGCCCUGGUGAUGUACUUACCUUCUAUGAUGGGGAUGACCUGACAGCCCGGGUCCUGGGCCAGUACUCAGGGCCCCAUAGCCACUUCAAGCUCUUUACCUCCAUGGCUGAUGUCACCAUUCAGUUCCAGUCGGACCCCGGGACCUCAGUGCUGGGCUACCAGCAGGGCUUCGUCAUCCACUUCUUUGAGGUGCCCCGCAAUGACACAUGUCCGGAGCUGCCUGAGAUCCCCAAUGGCUGGAAGAGCCCAUCACAGCCUGAGCUAGUGCACGGCACUGUGGUCACUUACCAGUGCUACCCUGGCUACCAGGUGGUGGGAUCCAGUGUCCUCAUGUGCCAGUGGGACCUGACUUGGAGUGAGGAUCUGCCCUCAUGCCAGAGGGUGACUUCCUGCCAUGACCCCGGAGAUGUGGAGCACAGCCGACGCCUCAUAUCCAGCCCCAAGUUUCCUGUGGGGGCCACCGUGCAAUAUAUCUGUGACCAGGGUUUUGUGCUGACGGGCACCUCCAUCCUCACCUGCCAUGAUCGCCAGGCUGGCAGCCCCAAGUGGAGUGACCGGGCCCCUAAAUGUCUCUUGGAACAGCUCAAGCCAUGCCAUGGUCUCAGUGCCCCUGAGAAUGGUGCCCGAAGUCCUGAGAAGCGGCUACACCCAGCAGGGGCCACCAUCCACUUCUCUUGUGCCCCUGGCUAUGUGCUGAAAGGCCAGGCCAGCAUCAAGUGUGUGCCUGGGCACCCCUCGCAUUGGAGCGACCCACCACCCAUCUGUAGGGCUGCCUCUCUGGAUGGGUUCUACAACAGCCGCAGCCUGGAUGUUGCCAAGGCGCCUGCUGCCUCCAGCACCCUGGAUGCUGCCCACAUUGCAGCUGCCAUCUUCUUGCCACUGGUGGCGAUGGUGGUGUUGGUAGGAGGUGUAUACUUCUACUUCACCAGGCUCCAGGGAAAAAGCUCCUUGCAGCUGCCCCGCACACGCCCCCGCCCCUACAACCGCAUUACCGUAGAGUCAGCGUUUGACAAUCCAACUUACGAGACUGGAUCUCUUUCCUUUGCAGGAGACGAGAGAAUAUGAAGUUUCCAUCUAGGUGGGGACAGCCUAGGGAAGCCAACUCAGACCUGCACCACAGUCCAGCAGCAAGGCUCCUUGUUUCCUGCUGUCCCUCCACCUCCUGUACAUACCACCUGGGAGGAGAUGCCACCAAUCCCUCAAGAAGUUGUGCCCUUCCCUGCCUGCAAUGCCCACCAUGGCCUAUUUUCUUGGUGUCAUUGCCCACUAGGGGCCCUUCUUUGGGCCCAUGUCAUGGGGCAUCUACCUGUGGACAGAACACAGCUGGAGCACAAGCAACAACAGCUAGCAUCCUGAGCCUUGUCAUGCCCUGGACCAGCCUGGAACACACAAGCAGAGCAGGAGUACCUUUCUCCAUAUGACCACCAUCCUGCCCUGGCAUAGCAACCUGCAGCAGGGUCGACUUGACCAUGGUGGAAACUGCACCAGGGUGCUCCUCACAGGGCCAUCACCAAUGGCCAAAACUCCUCUCAAUGAUGACCUCUGGGUAGUCCUGGCAUGCCAACAUCAGUCUCUUGGGAGGUCUCUAGUUCUCUAAAGUUCUGGACAGUUCCGCCUCCUGCCCUGUCCCAGUGGAGGCAGUAAUUCUAGGAGAUCCUAAGGGGUUCAGGGGGACCCUACCCCCAUGUCAGGUUGGGCUUCCCUGGGCACUCAUGCUCCACACCAAAGCAGGACACCCCAUUCUCCAUGACCGCCCUAUACCCUGAGGAGAGGGAGACUUUCCUCCGAUGUUUAUUUGGCUAUUACAAACAUCUUCAUCCCAAUAGUCCCUCCUCCAAUUCCAGCCACUUGUCAGGCUCUCCUCUUGGCCACUGUGUUAUGGGAUAAGGGGAGGGGCUGGGCAUAUUCUGGAGAGGAGCAGAGGUCCAAGGAUGCAGGAAUUUGGCAUGAAACAGGUGGUAGGAGAGCCCCAGAGAGACACCCAGGAGCUAGCUGAAAACCACUUUGUACAUGUAAUGUAUUAUAUGGGGUCUGGCCUCCAGCCAGAGAACAAUCUUCUAUUUCUGUUGUUUCCUUACUAAAAUGGUGUUUUUGGAAAAAAAAAAAAAAAAAAAAA
This is a messenger RNA of Piliocolobus tephrosceles (Ugandan red Colobus), 4192 nucleotides long. It is a transcript of the gene SEZ6, whose product is annotated as seizure related 6 homolog. The transcript has 17 exons. Bases 157 to 3141 code for a protein of 994 amino acids. The record is from RefSeq and is a predicted model, not a curated record. Lineage: Eukaryota; Metazoa; Chordata; Mammalia; Primates; Cercopithecidae.